Momordica charantia (bitter melon) is the source of this 3628-nucleotide messenger RNA. The record is from RefSeq and is a predicted model, not a curated record. NCBI's taxonomy places the organism in Eukaryota, Viridiplantae, Streptophyta, Magnoliopsida, Cucurbitales, Cucurbitaceae.
CUGAGCUCCUAGCACAAGUCUUGUACUCUGCGACCAACAUCGGAACCGAGUAUUCUUUGAUCCUCCUUGACCAAACCUUUCUAAGUUCUAGAGCCAUUCUUCGGAGAAGCUGAAUCUGUGAUGCGAAAGGCCAGGAAAUUCGCGUCCUUCGGCCAAACCAUUACAACUGUUACAUCUGAAUUUGUACCCACAGCUUCACCAGUUUAUUUAGCACAACCGUAUUCGUGUUUGGGUGCGCAUUCUCGUGAUCGUGAUGUAAUUUACCUUAAAAAUCGAGAAAUCGAUAAACUUAUCAAAUUGGGCAACCUUAACUCUGCCAUUAAAUUGUUCGCUGAAAUGCCUCGUCACGACGUUGUUACCUACAAUUUGCUAAUAACUGGGUGUCUUCGCAAUGGACUUCCAGAGCGCGGAUUUGGGUUAUACAGCGAAAUGGUUUCUCGAGGGAUUAGAGAAAGUGCGUCAACAUUUACUUCAGUCUUGGGCACUUGUAGCAACAUGGAUUUUUACAAAGAAGGAAGUCAAAUUCACUGCAGAGUGGUUUUUCUUGGAUUUAGCUUGAAUUUGUUUAUUUGUAGCUCUCUAAUUGAUUACUAUAUGCGGGUGGGCCUUGAUAUCGUAGCUUUGAAGGUGUUUGAUGAAUUGCCACAACGAAAUAUAGCUGUUUGGAACUUGUUGCUACGUCGGUUUUGUGAACUGGGUCAAUUCGAAAAGCUUCUGGAAUUUUUCUCGAAAAUGCAAUUGGAAGGCCCGGAUCCAAAUGGACUUACUUUUUGCUAUUUGCUUCGAGGAUUUGGUAACGAAAGGCUCUUAGACGAAGGGAAGCAAUUACACUGCCGCGCUGUAAAAAUUGGAUUGGUCGAACCAAAUAUCUUUGUUCCAAAUGCUUUGGUGGAUUUCUACUCUUAUUGCAGAAGUUUAACAGAAGCAAAAAAGGCAUUUGAAUAUAUUCCAGUAGAGGAUGUUAUUUCCUGGAAUUCGAUUGUUGCAGUUUAUGCGGACAUUGGUUUCUUAUCAGAAGCACUUGAUUUGUUUUCUCGGAUGCAGUUUUGGGGGAAAAGGCCCUCAAUUCGGUCGUUAAUGGCUCUUCUGAAUUUAUCCAGUCGGACAGGGAAUAUCCAGUUGGGGAAACAGAUUCAAUCUUGUGCUCUGAAAAUGGGUUUUGGUCACGAGAGUAGCCACCUUCAAUCCGCAUUGAUAAAUAUGUAUGGAAAAUGCCUUGAUAUUGAGAGUUCAGUGGCCGUGUAUAGAAGUAUUUCUGUGAGAACUUUGGAGUGUUGUAACUCUUUAAUGACAUCUUUAUUACACUGUGGUGUCAUUGAAGAUGUGGUCGAGAUGUUUGGAUUGAUGAUUGACGAGGGAAUUGAACUUGAUGAGGUUACUUUGUCCACAACAUUAAAAGCAUUAUCAAUGGCUUCUCCAUCAGACUUGACCAGCUGCAGAUUGCUCCACUGUUGUGCCAUAAAAUCAGGCUUUGAAUUUAAUUCUGUAGUUUCUUGUUCUUUAAUGGAUGCUUACUCAAGAUGUGGUCAUGUUGAGCUUUCUUGCAAAGUUUUUGAGGAACUCCCUUCCCCAGGUGUCAUUUGUUUCACCUCAAUCAUUAAUGGAUAUGCCCGAAAUGGAAUGGGGAGGGAGGGUAUUGAAAUUCUCAAGGCGAUGAUCCAGAAAGGCAUGGAACCUGACAAAGUGACGUUCUUGUGCGCAUUGAUAGGGUGCAACCAUUCAGGACUGGUUGAAGAAGGAAGAUUUGUGUUUGAGUCAAUGAAAACCCUUUACGGAAUUGAACCAGACUGGAAACAUUAUUCAUGUAUGGUUGAUCUUCUAGGUCGUGCAGGCCUGUUGGAUGAGGCUGAAAAGUUGCUGCAAAAGGUGCCAGAAAAGGUCAACAGUGUGAUCUGGAGCUCCAUGUUAAGAAGUUGUAGAAUCCAUAGAAAUGAAACAAUCGGAAGGAAAAUUGCAAAGUCUUUGGUGGAUCUCGAAGCUGAGGAUCCUGCCAUUCUUUUGCAGGCUUCAAACUUCUAUUCUGAUAUUGGAGAGUUUGGAACCUCAAAGCAACUUAGAGAAGUUGCAUUGACAAAAAAAUUGGUAAGAGAAAUUGGUCACAGUUUAAUAGAGGUAAGAAGUCUCUGUUAAUUGGGUGCUUCCACUUAGCAGAAUCAGCAGCUCAGACAAACUGUCUACAAGAGCUUCACAUUGAUUCCAGGAGGUUUCUUUCUUGGACCUUUGGCAGGCACGUUAAAGAUCACUUGAUCUUUACUUACGCUGCAUGCUGAUUCCAAACCAUGUCAUUCGCAUUAUUCCUUGAUUUGCAGGUUUUUUGUCAUAAUUUUGUUAAAGUUGGAAGAUUUUAAUUCUAAAUCAAUAGUUUGAUUGCAUGGAAUAUUUGAAGUUCACAUUUUUUAGGUUAAGUUUUUUGUCAACGGAGGAAAUGGCAGGAGAUAAUCUAAAUCCCAAAUAAUGUAUGCCUACUGGUUUAAAAGUUCACCCAUCCUUUAUUUAACUUUUUUCUGUGCAUCAUUUUAUUUUUAACAAUUGGGAUGCUUUUACUAGUCUAAUCCAUAAUUUCUGUAAUUUCCUCUGUAUUUUCGUGUUUCGUGUUCUUUUCACCUUCCGAAGAGUUUGUAUUUUGAACAAUUUUUGGUUCCUUUUCCUACAUCAAUGAAAAGUUCGUAUCUUGUUAGGAAAAAAAAUUCACCCUCCCUUCUUAAGCGGAGGCUUGUUGGAAUGUAACUCCAUCUACUUUUAAGCCAAGCUAUAAAUAAUACAAAGACCUUUUGUCCAAAGUGCGAGUGCACAUAGACACACAGACGUACUUUAUAUAACACUUGCAUGCAUUACCUCUUGCAAACCAGUAUGACGAAAUUCCAGAAUAAAUUAUGGAUGCAUAUGUCUCAUGAUGUCCUUUUUUUGCUGUGCUGAUAAUUACUUAUGCAAGAUCUAGAUGGUGUAAUAUAUGACAGCUUACAUCGACUUUGGCAUUGCUCAGAAUCUUGAAAGCUUGGACAUGGAUGAACUAAAGUAAACUGGACCUUUCUGUAAUGCCAUCAUGGAUGAGCGAAUGUCAUACUUGAGGAUAAUUUUGGAGCUGUAGAGACGGGGUUCCUGAUUAUACUGAGGCUUUUCAAAGCACCGACAUUCAGUUACUGAGUCAAGGUUUACCCAUGCAUGGACAGUUCGAUGGGGAAAAAAGUGUGGCUGCGACUUGAUGUUUGCUCAAUGGAGUUGAAUUGCAAGGACGUGGUGUCAUUGAUGGUUCAGGAAGCAAAUGGUGAGCAUCAUUAUCCUAGGACUAUCUACAGCAAAGGUAUCUCUUCAUAAUCACAACUUAGUUCAAAGAAAAAGGAUGAAUCUAAUUGUUGAAUUGGGCCACCAAAUAGAAGUAAUCUUGAUUUGAGGUGUUGACCAUGGAUUCAAGCUCUAACUCAAUGCUAAAAGCACCAUCUGCAACAGCCACAGAUGCGAUUUGUCAUGAUCAGGUCUGAAUCCAUGCAGAUUUCUCAAGAGUACAUGUUAGAGACGCGACUGACAGCUAAUGAAAUUCACAUCUCUGGAUCGACCAAAGCAGUUGGUACAGCAAGAUUUGAACACGUCCCUGUACUUCUGAAAUUCUUAUAAUAAGAAAUUUGGUGUU